Molecule: messenger RNA, 768 nt
Organism: Symbiodinium sp. CCMP2592
Lineage: Eukaryota; Dinophyceae; Suessiales; Symbiodiniaceae
Source: the annotation of a GenBank genome assembly
AUGCAUACGCCUGCGUCGAGGAGAUGGCAGUACGCCGAAACACCGAAAGUGUGGAAGCUUCAGAGAGAGGGAUCGGCCUCCAGCAAUCAGAUGCCUGCAGCCUCCGUUCACACGCCCGUGGAUGAGGAAGUACAGGCAGAAGCACCUGACAGCGAGUCGUCCUCAAGCUCCUGCACAAGCCGGCCAAGUCCAACCGACACUGCCUCGAAGAAGAAGAAGAAGAAGUCCAAGAAGAACAAGAAGCAACGGAAAAACCCGCCCCCUGGCUUCGACCCGACGCUGAAACCUGGCGAGGAAAAGAACCACGUGCUGAGCUUCAUGCAGCGUUUGAAGCACGCUCCACAUGGCAACAACAGUCCCCACCAGCUGGGAAUUUGCUAUUACACCGUGGAGGUAAAGGAGGGCUACGUGUGCUGCCACCAGUCAACGUUGGUUGUCACAGCGGAAGACAGGAACGGAGAUCCCUAUGCAUGGAGUGGGCAGGAGUUCAAGGGCGAGGUGGUACGGAAGAAGGCGUGGGCGGAAAAUGCAGCAGCUAGAGUCUUCCUUGCAGAUGCUGCAGUUCGGCAAACGGCUGAAAACAUGGAUCCGGCCUAUGCGAGAAAGCAAACCGAGAGCCAGAAGCGUAGGCUGCCGAAGCUGAGGGAAUUCCGCCGUGCCAAGAGGGCUGCUGCAGCUGCUGCGGCGAGACAAAGACGUCCUUGCAUUUGCUGGCACGUCUGGCGUCCACCCGACAUUCGAACUCUAUUAAAAGCUCCUAAGCCCCAA